UGGGACGUCGAGAUGGACGACGGCUUCGAAGGGCCGGAUGCCUACGUCGAGGGCGAUGAAGAUCAGGACGAGCUUGACAUCGAGUUCCAGGCCGAACAAGCAACGGAUGCUGCAGAAGGCGAAGAGUCCGCAGUGCAGAGCAUCAUGGGAGCUCUGUUUGACCUACAGGGAGGACAAUCUGCUACAGGCGGAGGUGAGGCCGGAAACGCACACUCCGAGGGCAAUGUCAGUGGGUUUACCAUCCGCGAGCUGACCCGGAUUCUGGGCAUGCGGUACGGUGGUCUGGGGAAUGUCAGGAUAGGACAGGAUGAAGAUGACGACGAGGAUGAAGAAGACGACGAGGACUACGUGACUUCCGCUACCAACAAUCGAUCAUGGUUUCCAGAAGUGAAGGAGCCCCAGAAAGCUGGUGCCGACCUGCUUAUGAGCGGCGAGUUUGGACGUACUGGCCAUAAAUUCAGAUCGGCACACGGUCGGAAACAGUCGAAUAUCUACAGAACCAUGAGGGAUAGAGCGGCGGUGCUACGGCCUCUCUAUCGGGCGGACCUGGCAUGCGACCUUGUCCCUAAUUCUAAUGGUACCGCCGUUGCCUCCUACGCCCACAAUGCGUAUUCGGGUCAAUUCUCAGACGAUUCUUCGUUCUAUUACACAUGCGUGCAAGACUUCAGCUUGAAUGUGUAUGACAUGACAGCGCCACCCACACCCGCCCUUCCGAACCGAGUACACCGCACCCGCCCGAGCAGAUAUAUGACGGAUAUGGACGAGGACCAUCGGACAACUAUGAAGGUAAUCAAUACAAUUCAGGGACAUCCUGGCCGUUGGACAAUUACCGACUCCCAUCUCAGUCCGGAUAACGAAAGGAUGAUAUAUGCAUCUAUUACACCCAUUGUUUAUAUGACCAACGUCCGGGAACCAGAGCCAGAACAGAUACCAUUGCGUUUCGGAGAUCCUCCUAGACGAUCACACUUAUGGGGAUUCGAUGAUGAGAGAUUCGGCAUAUGGUCAUGCAGAUUCUCCGCUGACGGAACAGAGGUCGUUGCUGGUGGAGAUGGCAAGAUAUUUGUAUAUGAUCUCAAGGCGGAUCGAAGGACAGUCAAGAUCGAAGCUCACCAAGACGAUGUCAAUAGUUGCUGUUGGGCUGACAGUGCUUCAGGCAAUAUUUUGAUCAGCGCAUCUGACGACACGUUCAUUAAAGUCUGGGAUAGGCGGUCGCUCGGCUCGUCGUACAAGCCGUCCGGUGUGUUAGUAGGUCACACUGAAGGUAUAACGAAUGUUGCUGCAAAGGGGGACGGUCGAUAUGUUAUAUCCAACGGCAAGGAUCAGGCACUGCGCCUUUGGGACUUGCGAAAGAUGAGGAGCAACGAGGAAUACGAGACUUUUGCAGAUAAGUUUUACGGGAACUCGCAGUACGACUAUCGGUAUGGUCACUAUCCAAGGCCACGACGCCUAGCACAUCCCCAAGACUGCAGUGUGAUGACAUACCGUGGGCAUGCCGUUUUGAAGACUCUGAUUAGGUGUCACUUUUCGCCUGCCGAGACUACCGGAUCGCAGUACAUCUACUCUGGCUCCGCUGACGGAAGAAUACAUAUCUGGUCUCUGGAUGGGCGUGUCAUUCAAGUCCUUGACAGAGCACAUACUCUUCCUAUGGCCUUCGAUCCUUCAGACAAGGAAUUGCCCCCUUCUGCUAGUGCUUAUCGGGAUCGUACAUGCGUCCGCGACGUUAGCUGGCAUUCCAAGGAGCCUGUUCUGAUGAGUGUUGGCUGGAACGGCGGUCGAGGUAGUAUUGUGGCAAGGCAUGAAUGGAAGGGUCUCACCAAGAUGGGUAACAACCUAGAAGACUGGACAGAAAGGCAACGGGAAGAAAGGGAUGAGCGAGCCAGGCGGCGGUCGGAACGCUACAAUAUUCCGGGUGCUUUCGAGAAUUCGGAUGAUUCCGACGAUUUAGAGGGAUUGGAGGACUAAGAAGGGAGUGUUUGCCUGAGCUCUCUGUUUGUGCUGUUUUUGCUUUACUGCUUGUAUCGUGAUGUUGUAUUAGAUGUACUGUAUAGUAUCGCUCGGACGGGCAAGCGUUUGGCUUGAGUGCUUGGCAUUAUUCACGCUGCUCCAAGGUUAGGG
Gloeophyllum trabeum ATCC 11539 is the source of this 2115-nucleotide messenger RNA. Its product is annotated as WD40 repeat-like protein. Lineage: Eukaryota; Fungi; Basidiomycota; Agaricomycetes; Gloeophyllales; Gloeophyllaceae. The record is from RefSeq and is a predicted model, not a curated record. Gene Ontology annotation, biological process: proteasome-mediated ubiquitin-dependent protein catabolic process. Gene Ontology annotation, cellular component: Cul4-RING E3 ubiquitin ligase complex. Bases 13 to 1962 code for a protein of 649 amino acids. Gene Ontology annotation, molecular function: protein binding. The transcript is spliced from 12 exons.